Messenger RNA from Kalmanozyma brasiliensis GHG001, 1770 nucleotides. Its product is annotated as Peptidase S10, serine carboxypeptidase. Gene Ontology annotation, molecular function: serine-type carboxypeptidase activity. Bases 1 to 1770 code for a protein of 589 amino acids. NCBI's taxonomy places the organism in Eukaryota, Fungi, Basidiomycota, Ustilaginomycetes, Ustilaginales. Gene Ontology annotation, cellular component: fungal-type vacuole. The record is from RefSeq and is a predicted model, not a curated record. The transcript has a single exon. Gene Ontology annotation, biological process: proteolysis.
AUGCGAUCCUCGUGGCUCUCCACCGCUUCGGCCGCGUUUGUCUGCGCUGCGGCGCUUGCAAACGCCGCCAAGCUGCCGGCUCCUCUCGAGCAGAUCCACUACGACCAGGCCGGCAACCUCGUCUGGUCCGAAGACAGCGAUGUCUCCAAGCUCGUCCCUUCUCUGGGUCGACCCGACUUCUCCAGCCUCAACAUGGGCCCCUUCUCCGGUGAUGUCGCCCCCGCCAAGGAGGCUGUUGCGGAUGUCUUGUCCAAGACCAUGAAGCAGGCCGAGGAUGUUCUCACCUGGGCCGAACACGAGAUCGAGCGCAUCGAGCACAAGGUCCAGGAGGCCGUCGCUGGCACCAAGCAGGGCGUCAAGGACUGGAUUCACACUGGCAAGGUCAUCGUUGACGGUCUCGAGUUCGACCGUCUCACCCACCCUGCCUUCCCCGAGUACUCGCUCCGCCUUAACAAGCAGUCUGAGUCGUUCUGUGACAAGGAUGUCGUCCAGCACAGCGGAUACCUCGACAUUUCCGACUCCAAGCACCUGUGGUUCAUCUUCUUCGAGUCCCGCAGCAACCCCAAGGACGACCCUGUCGUGCUCUGGCUCAACGGCGGUCCCGGUUGCUCCUCGUCGACCGGUCUCCUCUUCGAGCUCGGCCCUUGCCGUGUCACCGACGAGGGCCGCUCGGUCAAGAACAACCCUCACUCGUGGAACAACAAGGCCAACCUGCUCUUCCUCGACCAGCCCGUCGAUGUCGGCUACUCGUACUCAGACAACGAUCAGGUCAACAACUCGCCCGCUGCGGCUGAGGAUGUCUACGCCUUCCUCCAGCUCUUCUUCACCAAGUUCCCCCAGUACUCCAAGCUGCCCUUCACCGCCUCGGGAGAAUCGUACGCCGGCACCUACCUGCCCAACAUUGCCUCGACCAUCUACAAGAAGAACCAGGCCCUUGCCGUCUCGCGAUACAGCAACCCUGAGCUCGCACCCAAGCACAUCAACCUCGACACGGUCAUGAUCGGCAAUGGCCUUAGCUCGCCUCAGUACCAGUUCCCCUCGGUCCCCGAGUACGCUUGCGGUGCUGACAACAAGUACGCCCUCUUCGAGCCCGAGAGCUCUACAUGCAAGACCCUCGAGCAGCAGGCGGCCACAUGCAAGUCGCUCAUCGACUCGUGCCAAAAGUACAACUCGCGUUUCACCUGCACUCCCGCCGCGCUGUACUGCUGGAGCCGUCUGUACGGCCCCGCUCAGGAGACGGGCAAGAACCUGUACGAUGUGCGCAAGGACUGCGACCGCGAGCGUGACGGUCCGCUGUGCUACAAGGACAUGGAGUACAUCGAGACGCUGCUCAACACGCCCAGCAUCAAGAAGAACCUGGGUGUGCCCGAGUCGGUGACGUUCCAGUCGUGCAACAUGAACAUCAACCAGGCCUUCCUGCUGCAGGGCGACUCGAUGCACGACUCGGCUGCGCUGCUGCCCGAGCUGAUCGAGGACAACAUCCGCGUGCUCAUCUACGCCGGUGAGGCCGACUUCAUGUGCAACUACAUGGGCAACCUCGAAUGGAUGCAGAACCUCGAGACGAGCUACCUCGACGACUUCAACAACGGCACCGCCAAGACCUGGACCGUCAACGGCAAGAAGGCCGGUGAGGUUCGUCAGGGAGGCAAGGGCGCGGGUGCUGUGACGUUUGUUCGCGUCGCCGAGGCUGGCCACAUGGUGCCGUACGACCAGCCCGAGGCGGCUUCGGAUAUGAUCAACCGCUGGUUGGCCAACAAGCCCAUUGCUUGA